AUGCAUCAGCACCUACGCCCAUCGCCUCGCAGCGCCUCUGCUGCGAGCAACCCUUCUACAAAUCCCGAAAGAACGAACAACUCAAGAGAUCGCCCACCACAGCGUACCCGGUCGAGCGUCGAUCUGGCUUCCUACACAGAAAGAGCUGCAGUGGAGACGGCCUCGGACAGUGUUCGACAGACCGGGGCGUCGAGCGGAGAAGAUCGAGAGGCUACCAAAUUGAAUCAGAUCAUUCAGGUAUAGUACAGCCGACUUGUGGGUGCCAAUAGUAGGCUGAUGAUGAUCGCUAGCAUUUUCACUCCAAGGCCGCUCUGACCAUCUGCUCUUCACGCGCUAAUCUUCCCCAAGUGAGCACUCGGAACGGAGAUAUCAAGCAAAACAGAUGGGUAAGUCUCCUUGCAUCCGAUAAUCUUUUCACCCUCUUCCAUUGGGAAAACAUUGCGUAUGGGCGCGUGCUUCUCAGAGUGCAAUCCUUCGCAUUAUCGGCACGAGGGUAUACGAGACUUUGGUCGUAUUCCAGCGCCUUGGCCUGAACUGUCAUGGUAAAGGGUGGAAAUUUGAUCCAAGAAGCCUUGCAUGCAUUUAUCCGUCUGAGGCUGUGGAUGUGGGCGUGCCAUUCGCCCAAGCUACCGUGGCUGUCCCUGGGCCCAGCAUAUCCUAGCAUAAGCACAUACUCUUUAGCCCAUUGCUCAAAAGUCGCCCAAACCGUCUGCUAAUCAUCACCUGUAGUUCAAUGUCAUUCUUGACGAUACGGAUGUGCUUGCUGAAGAUCUGAGCCCCUGGAGACGACCCGACCUAUCCGAGAACAAGCCACCGCCUCUCAUGAUAGAGGUGUAUCUUGAUACAUCGCAUCUGUCCCACAACCAAGCCCUGGUUGUCGUAGACGAGACCGGAAAGCGAUAUGAUGUAGCAGACGCCUUGCCGUCAUCUUCCGACUCGAGUCCUCGAUCGACGAGGAAUGGUGGGCGCUACUGCGAGGUCGUGCUCGAGCGCUGGACGAUUGAGCUUGGCGAUGCUGAGGACUGCUCCUCAUCCGAACUUAAUGAUGCGCUACCGAAUGUGUACAAGAAGGGCGUUGUGCUCUUUAGAGCAUUGUACAGCUUUGCCCGAUUCCUGCCCGCUUGGAAACUUCACCGCAAGUUGACAAGACAGUCGGGGGCACAUCAGGCCAUGAGACUACGUUUCCGCAUUCGAGCUGGUCAUAAUCUGACACACGGCCGUCACGACUCGCUGUAUGCUCCGCUCUGCCCUUCCGAGCAAAGGGGAGCAUCAGUAGUCGAGCGCUACCGCGUGCCGCCGCUGCUGUGCCCUGCCGGUCCCUUAUCCAUCGCCGUUGAUUACAGGACCAACUGUGACUUCAACGUAGCGGACUCGGAGGCAUUGCUUAGCUCGCGCUUUCUUGGACUUGAUGAGGGUACCCCCGUUUUGGCGGCGGGUCGAUCGCUGCCUGGAGCUCGCAGCGAACAGUCACGAGUGCAGUACAGCAGUCUAGCUGGUGCGGUUGGAGAGCAGCGCCCUCGCACGGGUGCGUAUGGAAGCCUUGGCACAUUUCAUGCCGCCGAGAAGCGCGCCUCGCCCGUCACCGAACUCCGACGGCGCGCUCUUGACAUGGACUCCGACGAAAGCGACACGGAGAGGGACAAGGUGAAGGGCAAGAUGAAGGCCGCAGACAGCCUGUCUAGGCGAAGUUCAACGAAGCUCGUUGCAAAUCCACCGUUCAAAGGAGGCUCUUUGGCUUCUUCGCCACGUGCAUCCCCUUCGCCCAGCACAUCUGCGCCACGUUCAGACUCCAGCUUCGCCAAACUCGCCGGCACGUCGUCCGGCAAGCGCGUGUCGCUCAACACUUUACCUCAGCAAGCACUGCGAGCGCCACCGAUACCGAUACCGAGCGAGACAGCAAUAGCUUCCUCGGGAUCAUCUUCACCAAAGCCGGCACCAGUACACCGAUACAGCAGCAGCUUUGCGAACCGGAGCAAACGUUUCACUCCCAGUAGCAAGACCGGUGAGAGCAAUACGAGCUCCGGGCGUGCAAGCCAUUCGUCGAAAGAAAGAUCUGAGGAGAAGUGGAUGGCACCCAGCUCUCGUGGCGCCAACGAGGACUUGCUUCAGGGCACGUCAGAUCAGCCCGGCCUGAGCCGACAAGCGAGCGGCUCACUGCCAGGCCCUGCAACCGAAGACAACGCCAUUUUUGGAUUCAUACAAGAGCUGGAGAAGGCCAAAGACCGCACUCUGCGGUCACGGCCGGCAUCGCGCGAUAACACCGUCAACUUAUCCAAGUACAGCAGCAUGAAGGACCCGGGUGCGCAGUUGGCAGACGAAAUGAGUGCUUCCUCGCUCAUACAAACUUCAAGUACCCCACCAAGUCGUCGUCUAUCCAACGUACCUGGACUUUCCACGUCUUCUUCACCAUCAAGAGCUCAGACAUACGCACCGCACGUACGCUCACGGCUUUCGACUCACAGUGUUGCAGAGGAGAUCAGUGGCGCAUCCGGUGCAUCCGGCGAAGGCCUGGACAGUCCCAAGAUUCGCGAAGAGGAGGAGCAUGAGGACCAGGAGGAAGACGAAGAACCCUUCAUCUUUCCCCAAGACAACGUGUAG
Lecanosticta acicola is the source of this 2598-nucleotide messenger RNA. Lineage: Eukaryota; Fungi; Ascomycota; Dothideomycetes; Mycosphaerellales; Mycosphaerellaceae. The record is from the annotation of a GenBank genome assembly.